Messenger RNA from Rhineura floridana, 7613 nucleotides. It is a transcript of the gene C15H1orf216, whose product is annotated as chromosome 15 C1orf216 homolog. The record is from RefSeq and is a predicted model, not a curated record. The transcript has 2 exons. Lineage: Eukaryota; Metazoa; Chordata; Lepidosauria; Squamata; Rhineuridae. Bases 177 to 1079 code for a protein of 300 amino acids.
AGCUGCCGCCGGCACGGCCUCGGCUGCUCUCGGAAGCGGGCAGCGCGUGACGCUUUCCUGCCGCUCCACUGCUGCCUCCUGCGAUUUCCGCCCUCCACCAGCUCAGCCGCAAGAGAGGAGGACUAAACCGCCCCCGUCGCGACUAAUUUCUCCGCAAGGCUGUGGCGGGUGUGCAGAUGUUUGCUAUGUACCAGCCAGAGAUACCCAUCAACCCCCUGUUCAACGAGGCAAAGGAACGCUCUCAACUGGACGUGGCUUACCUUGGUGGGAGGGACUGCCGACCAGACACAAACCUCAACUUCAUGGGCGAGGAAUCCUAUGACAACAAUGAAAACUGGAGCCAACACAAAUCGGGGAUCUUGACGCAAGGGGAAUCUGAGCAACGAGGUGAUGACAACGCACCCGAGGCAUCUGAUAAUCAACGAGUGCUUACGGAGAGGCAGAAAGCAACGAGCCCACCUAGGGAUGUUCCCCAGGGCUUGAAGUGUGAUGGCAUGUCCUUUGGCUCUGAAGAAGAGGAGGAAGAGGAAGACGUCCGCAGUCCUCCAGAAGGGGCAGAGGUCAAUGGCCUGGAGCUUGAGAAAACCACCACCGAGGAGAGGAUGAAAGAAAAUAGGAAGCUAGCCAGCUCCCCUUUGGAAGACAAUGGUUAUGCCAGCAGUUCUCUGAGCAUCGACAGCCCUGACAGUGGGGGUGCUGCAGGUGCUUGGGACAUGACCACUGUUGCCACGGAAGAAUGGAAAGGUCACACAGAGCUACUGUCCCCUGUGGAUGCUGAGGCAGAGAACUCUCCUCCGAGCUCCGAGACCCUCUUCCCGGCACUGGCCGAGGCUUUCCGGAACCUCCAGGACAAGAAGAAGUUCAAGGAGCGGGAGAAAGAGAAGCAUCACAUCCACUUGGUGAUGUAUCGCCGCCUUGCUUUGCUCCGCUGGAUACGCAGCCUCCAAGAGAAGGUUGUCGACCAGCAAAACCGGCUGCAGGAGAGCUUCGACACCAUCUUGGACAACCGCAAAGAACUCAUUCGAUGUGUCCAGCAUGACAUGGGCUAUGCCAAGAACACAGCUCAGGCAGAGAUGUAAACAACACGACUCCCUGCUCUUUCUGUGGACUCUGCGGCCUGUGGGCCCUGCAGUCGCCCAAGAAGGUGACUACAGAUUUCCAUAUUUGCAUGGGUGGGAGACUUUUUUAAAUGUUUUAUGUUCUUCCUGUGGUAUACCAGAACAUCACCAGCCCAUUAAGCAUGAGCACCUUGAGCCCUAGCACAUGGGCCAUAUUAUUUAUGCAUAGAUGCACUUUUCAAACUUGUUUCACUCUACAGUGUUCUGCAUGGCUUCUCUUGGGUGAAAGGCAAAACACAACGCAUAACAAAAAUUGAAUAGGGAGAGUUUGAUCCUAUGAUGAGAUCUCAAGAUCGUGAAGGAAAAUUGGGCAGGACAUUGGCACAUAUAUGCAUAGCAGUCUAAUGUCAGGGACCGGGGAGGGGGGCUUGAAAGAGGAGCCCAGUGGGUCAGUUUCCAUUGGCCUAUGUGCCCUGUGCCUGUGGCUGGAGAAGGGAACUGCCCUUUGGCUCAAACCGUGGCAGAAAUGCUUUGCAAUGGAAUUCUCAUGAUCCUGAACAUCGGGUGAUGCAAGAGAGCAAAUCUGGAGUCACUCCCUGCCAUAGCUUCUAGUCCCACUGGUCUCCCUGAGUCUGAGCAGCAUGUUUGGCUACCCCACUGUGCUUCCAGAUUGUUUUCCUGCUGUCUGCCUGUCACGCAGCCUCCUGGUCAUUUCCCUGCCUUGUUGGGCUUACCAGCUGCAGAAACAGUGGUGCUGGGUCGGUUUUCUAUCAAGGCCUCACACUCUCUAUUCCAGCCCAUUCUCUCUGCUUCCAGAUCCUUGCAGUGUCUUCAGUCAGUAUUGAUCCUCCUGGCCCUUAGAACAAGGGGUUUUAUCCAACGCUAGUCCUACUCAGAGUAGAGUAGACCUACUGAAAUUAAUGAGCAUGACUAACUUAGGUCCAUUAAUUUCAGUGGGUCUCCUCUGAGUAGAACUUCAUUGGAUGCAGACCCAAGGUGCCUGAAACCAAAGGUUCUGGAGAGAUUUGGAAUGAUCACGAAAUGACCGAUUCUCCUGAUUACUUUUCUGCUUUUUCUUUUUCUGACUAUAUAUAUAUAACCUUUGUUUGAUUCCUCCCCCCACCCCAGUUAGCACAGGUUGACUUUGGCAUACACUGGACGCUGGUCUUCUGGAUGGAUCAAUGUGUAUCCAGAACACCUUAACUCACAUGCAACCCAGCCCAAAGUUGUCAAGUCUUGUGAUUCUGACCUAACCCUUGAUAUGUGCUGAACUAUUUCACAAGCUUGGGUUUACAAGUCCAAAUGCAUAGUUGCACUGACUGUAAGAAGUGCGGUCUUCAUGGAUGUUGUCAUUAUUGUUAUUAUUAAAUUUGUGUCCUGCCCUUCCUCCCAGCUGGAACCCUGGGCUCCUGCAAGAAGUAGAGAUGGCCUCUAACUUGGAUGGCUUUAAAAGAAGAUUAGAGAAAUUGACGGAGGAUAAGCGGCGACGGCUACUAGCUGCGGUGGCCAUGUUCUUCCUCCACUGUCGGCGGUAGUAUGCCUCUGAAUAUCGGUUUAUUUAUUUAUUACAUUUGUAUGCCGCCCCAUAGCCGAAGCUCUCUGGGCGGUUUACAACAAUUAAAACAUUAAAAGCAAAUAUACAAAUUUAAAAACACAUUUUAAAAAAGCAAUCUAAAAACACAUGCUAAAAUGCCUGGGAGAAGAGGAAAGUCUAACCUGUCGCCGAAAAGAUAACAGUGUUGGCGCCAGGCACAUGUCGUCAAGAAAAUCAUUUCAUAAUUUGGCCACCACUGAGAAGGCCCUCUCCCUUGUUGCCAUCCUCACAGCUUCCUUUGGAGUAGGCACCCGGAGGAGGUCCUUGGAUGUUGAGCGUAAUAUCGGUUGCUGGGAAUCACAAAUGGUGAGAGUGCUAUUGCGCUCGGGCCCUACUUGAGGGCUUCCUGUAGCUUCUCGUUCUAGUUGGCCACCAUCAGAUCAAGACGCUAGACCAGAUGGGCCUUUGGCCUGCUCCAGCAACAAAACUUGUCUUAUGGUCUUGAUGGCUAUUUCCUCCCCCGGCCCCCCAAAAUAAAACUGAAGCAUGCGUCAGUGUUAGAUCCAAUCAGGUUUUCUUUUCCAGAACGUAUAUGUAAGGAUUACUCACAUCUGGGGGCCAAGUUAGACUUUACAUGCAGUUGCUUGUAAUUGUAUCCUGACUUUUUAUAAAAAUCCAAAAGCAGCCUUGAAUUUCAGUAGAGGGACAACAGGAGGAGAAAGGGCUGCUUCACCCUUUCCCCUCCCAUCUCUUUUCCUCCUUAGAAUCAGCAGGGGAAUGGAGGGAUUCCUAUCUCACUCUCCUAAUUCCCCAUUGCUCCAUUUUAGCAAGCAUCAGUCCUGUUUUCCCUCUUUCAGCUCUUUAAAAGAACAAACACCUCCUCUGCCAGACGCCAUAUGCAUCUGAAUCCUAGCUGCUGGAUAUCGCAAGUGGGGGCAGCCGCUGUUGCGCUCAGGUCCCGCUUGCAGGCUUCUCCUUCGGCAUCUGUUUGGCCGCUGUGAGAACAGGAUGCUGGACCAGGUGGGCUUUUGGCCUGAUGCAGAAGUAAGGCUCUUGCUAGAUUAACACCAACUUUUGUAACAAGGCACCUCCUGACCCUAGAGAGGCUACAGUAUAGUAAACUAAGCAAGUGCAUACUAUCUGUAUGCAAAAAUCUUAUUCUUGUUGCGCAGUCUCUUUGAAGCUGAAUUUUUUUUUUAAAAAAAACAUACACACACACUCAAGCUGUUCCCACCAGGUUUUACAGUGAAAAGGGACUUUUCACAGUGACUUUACAGUGACUAGCGCUAUGUGAUGAUCCUCCGUGGCGCAGAGUGGUAAGCGGCGGUAACGCAGCUGAAGCUCUGCUCACAGCCGGAGUUCGAUUUCAACGGAAGGAGGAAGACAAAUCUCCGGUAAAAGGGGUUGAGGUCCACUAUCCGUGGUCGGUAAAAUGAGUACCUGGCAUAUGCUGGGGGGUAAAUAAAGGCCAGGGAAGGAACUGGCAAUCCCAUCCCAUAUAUACGGUCUGCCUUGUAAACGUCGCAAGACGUCACCCUAAGAGUCGGAAAUGACUCGCACUAUAAGUGCGGGGACACCUUUACCUUUACUUUAGCUUUAUGUACCCCUCGUUUCCAGAAGAGAGAGGUGGAGACGCACUGGAACCAGCAGAACUGUCCUACUCUUAGGUUUUUUUAAAUGUUUGUAUUUUGCAUUUGCUGUACCAAAGAUAGAGGCUAAUAUACAACCCCAGUUGUCUAGGAUUUUAGAGUUAAUGCUUUAAAUGUUUUUCUUAAAGAAAUUAAAUCAAAUCAAAAUUUUUUUUUGCACCAAAAGGAAAUUUCUUCCCAAGAAACACUGUGGACUAGAGGUUUUCUGUUUUUGUUUUUUGUAUGAUGAUGAUGUUUUGGGAAGGUAUCAAUCCAGAUGCAGAAUUGCAAAAACACACCAUGUUGGAUCUGUUGGUGUGGUGCCAUGCGUACUGACAACUGGCUGUCAUGUGGCUCAAAACCUAUGAAAACUGGUUGGUGUAUGUCUCACAUGUUCUUCAUUGCCAAAGCAGCAGGUUCCUGCCCAUUCUGCGUGUGAGAAGCCAAAUGAUUUUAAAGAUAACAGAUUAGACAUGUCUAGCCUGCUCUAGAAGAAUGGACAAGAUGCCCUGUCUCCGAAUGAAAUCUCUUGUGAUGUGUGUACAGACCGACCAGUCCUAUCUGGUAGAAAUGGUGUCAAGUGCAGCAAAGUUUAUUUGGCAAGGAGGGAGGUUCCUCCUUCCUGUCAGUAUUUCCAAUUAUUAUAUUUUUUAUCCAUCUUAGACUUGCAGCUAUCCAAUAUAUUCAGGAUGGGCCUGCUUUGGUAAGAGUGUCGGGGCUGGAACAAGCAGUCAACUGGUCAAACAUUGUCAAUGGACCACUUAUUCAAAAAGUGUCAUAUAUUCCAUGAAGACCAAAGUGUCCUUGGUGAAGUGGCAAUCUCUUUUUUUUAUUGCAUCAGUGUAUUAUCUGAUAGCAGUGGCAGGAGUUUCCAUACUGAAAUGCUCUGAAGUCCUGCAGAAACCAGGCACAUGCACUUGCACCCCACUUAGGAAUAGCCACCUCAUGCCCCAUCCUCUCCAGAGAGUUUUGGCCCUCACCUCUUCCAGUUGUGCUGCAUGGUCUAGCUUCUGCUACUGGGCCAUGACCUGUAACUGCAGGCAUCUCUGAACAGAAAGGAACACAGGAUUUGGGAGGAAAUAAGAAAGCGAAUUAACACAAGUCACAAAAAGCCCAGAAGUAUGUUCUUAAGGUGCUUUCAAAAGUUCCUUGGAAUCUUCUAAAAGAGAGUGAUUUUUACAAGUCACAGCAUUAUGUCUGAGCUUUGAAAAAUAUUCUAAAUUAAGGCUCUAAAUCAGGGAUGGGGAGCCUGUGGCCCUCCAGAUGUUGGUGAACAGUGGUCCAUCAACAUCUAGAGAAGCACAGGUUCCUCCUCCAUGCUGUAAAUGCUUGGGGUAUUAUUUCGCAAAAUUCAACUUGUGAAUUGACCGAGAUUUUUGUUUUGCUGCUGCUGGUUUUUUUGUUUUGAGUGGUAAAAAGCCAGUCUUAACAUGAAAACGUCUCCCAGGAUUGGAAUGAAUGGGGUUCCAUUGCUUGUGGGAGGCUGCAUUCAUUCAUGGAGCUUUGUGAAGGUUUGGAUUAUGUCCAUAGGAUUGUAUCAGUCAUUAGCCAUGCUUUGAAUAGACCCACUGAAAUUAAUUUGUGUGACUAACUUCGGCGCAUUAGUAUCAUUGGAUGUACUUGGAGUAGAACUUAGGUGCAGAUAAUCCAUAGUCUUUAACUUAAGUCUUUGACGUAAGUGCUUAAAAUUGCUACCCCUGUGACCUCAACUUUGUUGAACUUAUAUCAAAGUUUUAUUCGUUAUAUGCAGAUUUUUAAAGAAAUGUCAUGAUUUAAAAUGUGUUUAGUUUUACACUUUUUUUAAAAAAAAUACAGAUGGCUCUACUUAUAUCUAUAUUUUAAACAUGUUAUAUCAGGAAACUCAAAUCCUUCUUAAAUGGAGGCAGGUAUCCUGGAAACUGGAUAUUUUAUCAGGUUGACGACAAUGAAGAUUGUGUGUCUAAAGAAGGGAGAGGUUUUGAUGUGAAUGGAAUGUUGCUGUUGUAUAUUUUUUUACAGAACAAAUUUAUUGCAUAGUAUAUUGGGAGACUGGAUAAGGGGUAUGAAUUAGUAUUGCCACCUGUUAAUAGUAGUUGGUAUUUGCAAUCAGUAAUGCAAAUUAGGAAUGACACUGUAUAAGCAACUGAAAGAGGUAAACAAAAUUCUGUUCCAAUUAUGGGCAUAACAUUAUUUGUUUCAUUUUUAAAUCAGCCCUCAUCCUGUAAGAUCCUAGGGUGGUUCACAACACAACACAGAUAAAAUACGACCCCACAGAACAAUAUUUAAAACAAUUAAAAACCUUUUUACGAAAACACAUAGAUGACAUAGUCAUCAAUUUCUUAGCAUGUGCAGUGCUGAUCUGAUGAUCUUCACCUCUUAUAGCAAGUGUAAAUCCAUAAUUAUUGUUCUGAAUGAACUAAUCCACAAGACCACAAAGUGAGAAUUCACCUUUUAUUCCCUGGGAAAGGCAUUCAAUGUGGACUUUGCAUAAGACAUGCUCAGAUAUUGGGGUAAAUGCAGCACGUAAAGAUUUGCCUCUUAAUCUGGAAGUUGUUGAGAGUUGAGGCUCCAUUUUAAAAUAGUCUUUAUGUGAUGAUUUAUUUAUUUUUUAAAUUUAUAUCCCUCCCUUCCUCCCAGCAGGAGCCCAGGUUGGCCAUGAAUAGGAUCUUUCUGCUGUGGGUGAUGGUCUAGGCAGGUACGAUGGAAGAUUCUAUAGCUACACUGUUGCUUUCAGCUUACUUAAUUAUCAUUCCAUCUUCCCAGGGAAUCCUAGGAAUGUUGUUCUCUGGGUGUGUUAGUAGGGAUCACUUACACAUUCCUGAGCAUCAUUCAAAACUGCAGUUCCCAGGGUCCUUCACUGGAAGCCAUUAGAAUUAAACGGGUAAAAACUGAUAUAAGUUUGUAGUGUAGUACAGGUCUUUAUGUGUAAAUGGGGUGUUUUUGUAUGUGCAAUAAGUGUGCAUAUGUAUUGCUUGUCUGUUCUUCUAUACUUAAAACAAAAAGUCCAUGUUUGCCCUCAAAGUUGCACUUUGGUUGUAGGAUGUUGUAUAUUCCAAAAAACCCACAGCAAGGAAAUGUGAUACUUUUGAUCAGAUAACUUUUGCUGUUGUGAUUGCUGCGGGGAUUGUGGAUGUUUAAGAGUGCCAUGGGCACCUACUAUGCUAUUACUAGUGACAAGUGACAACCUAUUCUUCCCAGACCUUUCCACCACCAUCACCAACAACCUCAAAUUUCCUUGCAGUCUUUUUUUUAUUAGAAACACCUUUUUACUAUCUGUUACCUUAUGUACUGGAGACUUAUGAUAAUGAUGAAUAUUGGUAAAUUAAUGGUAAUUACAAAAACACAGUGCUCCCUAGAGCAGUCUUUCCCAACCAGUGUGCCUCCAGAUGAUGUUGGACCACAAUUCCCAUCUUU